Molecule: messenger RNA, 2154 nt
Organism: Cylindrotheca closterium
Lineage: Eukaryota; Bacillariophyta; Bacillariophyceae; Bacillariales; Bacillariaceae
Source: the annotation of a GenBank genome assembly
AUGUCCAUCUUGUUGGAAACAACAUUAGGAGACAUUGUGAUCGAUCUGGAUGUGGAAGGAUCGCCUGAACUUUGCAAAAAUGUUCUCAAGCUAGCGAAAGCCAGAUAUUACAGUCAGUCGCUCGUUUAUAAUGUACACGCCAAUCGAUUUUGUCAGCUUGGAGAUCCCCAUGGUGAUGGAACUGGUGGUGCUUGUGCUCAGGGGUUAAUUGCAUGUGAUGGGUCCUUGUCCAAAGUUCUGAAGAGUCAAAAACGCUUCCUGAAGAGCUCCACUGGGCGACCUCUUACACCUGAAGAGUGCAAGCAGAAAGGUCGGGUUGUGGCUACCGAAAUGAAGGGAAUCCCAGAUACGAUAGGAUCUCAGUUACUAAUCACAACAUGCGAAGGACAAGAUAUGGCGUUAGAUGGAUAUUCAUCGAGGGUGCGAAGAGCAGACGACAAUGAUGAGAACCAAUCUCGCCAGUUGUUUCGAUCCAUUGGCAUGGUAGUGGAGGAUGAAAAUGACAUUUUGGACAAGCUAGGCAAAGCGUUUUGCGAUGCAGACGGCCGACCUUACGCUGACGUUCGAAUCAUUCGUGCCCUCGUUGUAGAUGAUCCCUUUGAGGAUCCAGAAGGAAUGGAAGUACUUUACAAAGCUCGUGAUGUGAAAUUCCAACAAAAGAAGCAAGAAAACGAAGACGAACGAGUCAUCGGGUCGCCCGAAUGGGAACGUCCACCAGAAGAGGUGAUAGAGGAGCGGAUUCCGGCAGAUCAAGUAGAGUCACUUACUGGAGAGGAGAGCAUGGAAAAGUUGCGAGAACGCGAAGAAGAGUAUCGGAAGAAACAGGACAAAUCGCGAGCGGUUGUGCUGGAAAUGCUUGGGGACUUGCCAUCAGCUGACACUACGGCACCUGAAAACGUUCUCUUUGUUUGCAAAUUAAACCCAGUGACAGAAGACGAGGAUCUCGAAUUGAUCUUUUCCCGCUUCGAUGAGCAAGUCAAGGCUGAAAUCAUUCGAGAUCCAGAUACAGGAAACUCGUUGCAAUAUGCAUUCAUUGAAUUUACGAAGAAGGAACAAGCUGUAGAAGCUUAUUUCAAGAUGAACAAUGCUUUGGUUGAUGAUCGUAGAAUAAAGGUCGAUUUCAGUCAAAGUGUUUCGAAGGUAUGGGACAAAUACAACCAACGAAUGAGAACGAGUACAGGAGGUCGAUCCAAUAGUGCCAUGCCACGGGAUCCAUUUGGAGGAGGACCACCACGGCGUAACCAUGGCCCACCACAGUCUUCGCUUGGUCCACCCAGGAGGAAUGACCGAAACUUUCAAAGGAAGGGACCGCCAAAAUAUGAUAAUCGGCGCCAAGAGAAUAGAGGCCAUUAUGGUCGCCCUCGCCAUGAUCAGGAUGAUAGAAGGCGGAAUGAUCAACAGCACCGUGGUCGUGGACCACCGCAUAGACAUGGACAAGCUGAUCAUCAGCGGCCACCUCAUCGAGGUCACGGAAUGGAUAAAGACUACCGAGACCAUGGCAGAGACGAGGGGAAUCAAGGACAUGGGAGAGGCCAAGAGCAUCGAGGGCACGAUAGGCAUGAGAAACAGCCUAAGGACGUUGAUCAGUUUGGUCGGGAGAUUCGACGAGACACCAGACCACUGCCACCGAAGAAAGAUCCCGGGUCUGAUGCAGAAAGUGUAGACUCUCGACGAAGAGAUCGGCAUCGAAAAAAGCAUGGGAAAGAAAGAGGAAAGCGUCACCGAAACAGGGACAAGAAACAUCGGAAAAAGCCUAGUUCACGUGAUGAUGAUACCAGUAGUGAGGCCUCUUCUCGUGCUCGCUCUCGAGGCAGAGAUAAAGAUCGCGAGGCCCAUCGCGAACGCAGACGCUCGUCAGGGGAAAGACGCAGCCAAAAUGACGAACCAUCGUCCAGGGGAGCAAGGGGGGACGAAUCAGAUGAUCGACGUGGCAGUAGUAAACAGAGAGAUCGCCGAGAUCGAAGCAGUAGAAGCCGUGAUGGAGAUCGCCGACGACGAAGGAGUAGGAGCCGUUCCCAUAGCGACGACGAACGUCGAAGGGGGAGAUCUCGGGAUGGGAAACGAAAAGAACGAGAUCGACAAAAAGAUGACAAUCGUAGAUCAGAACAUGAUGAUCGAAAGCGAAGGCGGCGUCACGAUUCUCCUGAUCGUUAG